CGAAAAUGAGCCUCUAUUGCCCCCUUUCCCUCCCCUCAUCCUCCCCGGCUCCUCUCCCCUACCCAGCAGCUGUUUCCAGCUUCUUUCACACUCAGCGCCGCGGAGAGCACAUCCGCGGCUCAGCUGAAGGACGGGAGCAAACACACUUAAUUUUCACAUUGCAUAACUGGUCAGGGUCAGGGUGAGGCGAUCGGCAGCGUCUGGCUCAUUUCUGCCGCUCAACCAGGAGGGAGCGCGGAGCAGAAGUUCAACCAGAGCAGAAGAUAAACUUGGGGUAAGCAGUAUAGCUAUGUGAAAAUCUGAAUCUUAUUCAUCACCUUCAGGCUGACUGGUAAGGUGUCAGAGGUCAUUUACAAUUUCCUAUCGGUAAUAAAUAACUGAUGUGCCAUUUUGCAUGAUAUUGUAAGUUGUAGUUGUAGAUGAGAGCAAUGGAAAGAGGAGAGGGGAGAAAAUGUAAUGUAUUCCCCCAGUCUUGCCUCUUUUCUGCAUGUCUACUGGCAUUAAUGAUUGCUAUAUAAAUUAUUUAUUCACACAUUUUAUGUUCUUCUGUCUUCCUAGUUUCUUUUUUUUAUCUGCAAAUGAGACAGCAGAUGUCACAUAAAACUAAUGUCAUAGAAGUAUUCUUAAAUCUUUGUCAGUGUUGUUAUUUUGAAAAACAUGAAUAGAGUCCUUAAAGUUAUUCUACUGAACUACUUAAUUUGCCCCAGUUCAGGAAAAAAAAAAAAACAUUCUGCACAAUCAGUUUUCCAUGUUUCAUCCAUCUUUUUAAAAAAAUAAAUAGAUGCUCUUGCCAUGUGGAUGAGACACUUUUUGGUGUUGCUCAUAAAUGACCCAUGAUUGCCCACAAACAGGUGUGAAGAACAGUUUCCACACCACAGCACCUGCUGUCUGACUUUUCUUUGGGGGGAGGAACCAUUCAGUCCCAACUCGCUACUCAGAUGGAAUUAAAUCAAGGUUUCCCCUGCGACUGCCAUGAAAACACGGAUUAGAGCACAGCUGAGGCAUAGGAUGGGAGCAUUACUCCCAUCCUAUGCCACUUUACAGGUUUCUUUCAGGCAUCUGGUGAUAAAUGAGACAUCCCUGCCUUCGUAAGUGACAUUGAAUGGACAUUUUGCAAUAAGAAAGGUGAGAAACAAACAGCAAAAGCAAAAUUCCUGUUUGAGAUUUCCUAAAGGGAACUUUUUUGUGGCUAUAAACAUCUAAAUGUUGAAGUUUUUGUUCAUAGCCCGCAAGCCAGAUUUUGCAAACCAAUAACACAAAUUGCCAUAUGGUUUUUAUAGUUGUUUCCAUGCUACCCACAUAAGUGCUAAAGGUAUGGGCAGCUCUAACAUCUGUUGGAGUGCCCAUAAAUCUGUAAAGAAAAACUAUUCAGGUUUGGGAACAACAUAUGCUGCCUUGUUUUUCACAAAAUGCUUUAUUAAAGUUUAUUGGUCAGGCAAUGCUUUAUUGGCUACGUGGCUGCUUGAAAAUGUUUGAAAUUGUGAAAGCAUUCUAUAAAUGGAUAAAUUAGUUUAAUUCAAUUGUUUUUUCUUAUUCUUUUUUUAAAACACAGUAAAAAUCUAGGAUGUAAAAUUCAAUAGUUUUGAAAGAAUAGAUUUUCUUUUAUUUUUUUUAGAUGUCAUUUCUUCUUUUUUUGCCACUCCAUCAUUACAAUGUAGUUAGUUAUUUUUCUUUAAUUCAUAUAAAUCAGCACAAAAGAACCAUAGUCAUUGUGGUAUCUGGGAUAUUGACUGAUUUGAUAUUUUAUUUUCCAGAAAUGUCAAUAUGCUAAGUAUGUCUUGUGUUUUAGUAUUUUUGUUAUUAUGUAGUCACAUUUAUUUAUUUCAGUUUUUAUCUUUGUUUCCUAGAAAUCCGCUAAGAAAAUGGUUGGUGAACAAAAUCUGAUGAUUUUAUGCUUUUGCUGAUUUCACCGACUGUGCCCCUUUCCUCUUUAUCAUGUUCACUGGAGCGAAGUCAUGACUUUACUCAACGAGUCCGAAGAGACCACCUCUCUCUCCGCUCCCCUCUCCUCCCUUAGGAACAAUUUCUCAGCCUUUUUCACACCUGACGCCUCUUAUUCCCCUGUAUCCUAUCCCACCUCGUCCUCCUCUUCCUUUCUGCUGACAUCCUCCAACUGCACCGACUCUUCACCAUCUUCCUCGCCACCGUACAACUUCUACGCUGUGCUGUUAGUCCUUCUAAUCUUUUGUGUGGUGUUUGGCAAUGUGCUGGUGUGUGUGGCUGUGUCUCGGGAGCGUGCCUUGCAGACCACCACCAACUACCUCAUUGUCUCCCUGGCCGUGUCCGAUCUGCUGCUGGCAACCCUGGUCAUGCCUUGGGGUGUUUAUCUGGAGGUGGUUGGGGAGUGGCGCUUCAGUCUAAUUCACUGUGACAUCCUGCUCACUCUGGACGUCAUGAUGUGCACCGCCAGCAUCCUCAACCUGUGCGCCAUCAGCAUUGACAGGUACACAGCAGUAGCCAUGCCGCUGCUCUACAACACCAGAUACAGCUCCAGGAGGAGGGUGGCUGUGAUGAUUGCCGUGGUGUGGUUUCUCUCUUUUGCCAUCUCCUGCCCUUUGUUGUUUGGACUGAACAAUACAGACAGCCGGGAAGGCACCACAUGCAGCUUCGCAGACCCGGCGUUCGUGGUCUACUCCUCUGUCGCAUCUUUCUAUGUACCAUUUAUCGUAACAUUGUUGGUGUAUGCCCAGAUCUGCGUGGUGUUGCGUAAACGUGGGAGACGCACUGCCCCACCGCGCAAACACGGUGGUCCUGGAGCAGCAGAGAGUCGACAGCGGAAGAAUAAGUGCACACAACCAGAAGAUGUGAAACUGUGUACCCUGAUCCUUAGGCCUGCCACUGCAGGUCCUCAACGAAAGAAAGUGAGCCUCGUGAAGGAGUCUGUGGUUCAUCCCCUCGAAGUGGAGCCGGGUCGUUUCCUACCACAGACGGAGCAGAAUCUACCGCCUCCCAACGCUCCACAGCCUUCCAAUCAUUCACUGCAGUCUAAGAUCUCACUCUCCAUCGCAGUAGGACCGGCUCCGGCUCUUCCCUCAACCGUGGCGCGAUCCGCUUUAACGCCCCGUCCCCCCACCCUCGAGGAUGGCAUGAGGGGUCGAGAGGGGUGGAGGGAGCGCAGCGGAGGCAGAGAGAAAUGGGGCACCACCAAGGAGAGGGUGAGAGGGAGGCUCUCACAGCAGAAGGAGCGGAAGGCAACACAGAUGCUGGCUAUUGUGCUGGGUGUGUUCAUCAUCUGCUGGCUGCCUUUCUUCCUGACCCAUGUGCUAAAGGCCCACUGCAGGAGCUGCUGCAUCUCACCUUCUCUGUACAGUGCCGUCACCUGGCUUGGAUAUCUCAACAGUGCUGUAAAUCCUGUCAUCUACACAACUUUCAACAUUGAAUUUCGCAAAGCCUUCAUCAAAAUCCUGCACUGCUAGCCCAGACUAAAAAUGCAUCAGUUGUCAAAAUAAAUAAAUAAGAAAACAAGUUGUGGGACUUGUUAAGAGGUUGCAAAGAUAAAAAUACUCUGUGACAGUUUGAUUCUGAGAGGAACUGAGACUAUAAUCUGUGUGACUUGGAGUCAUAGAGAUAAAGAUUUAUUUUGGAAAGCUUGAGAAAAAAAAAAUUGAAUCAGCGCCUCAGACAAGACUAAGCCACAGAGAGAAAACAAUGUUUAUGAAGCCAAUGACAGCAGGCACAAAAUAUCCUUCAAAAAAUAGUUUGUGACAAGUGGAAGACAGCGACAAGAAAAAUAACAAAGGUGGAGAAAUGUACAGUAAAGGAGACAAAUACUGUGCAAUGUGUCUAUAUUCUGUAAAGGGAAUACGUUCAGACAGGUGAUCAUACUUCAUCAUUCUGACUCAGACUCCACAUUUGUGGAUAUCAGCGCAGCACUACUGUUUCCUGAGUACUCAAACCUUUGAUUUGUAUUUGACCGAUUCGGCUACAUUAACUUGUGAUCUCAACAAACCUUCUCUCAAUGUGUUUGCAUGUGCUGGUAUUUCUCACAUUACAGGAACAAAUAAAAUGCACAAGAAAAGGAAAGGAAAUACCGGUACUCCAAAUUUGUUUUUGUUUAAUUUUGUAUUGGUGACAUGGUUUUGGAAACCUACUUUCAUUUACUAAAUAUGUGCUGUCAGUAAUUGUUUUUAAUCCCAACCCUACUUCAGUGCAUAAAUUGUGCCAUCUAUAAUUUACUGUUUGAAUAGAUUUUGUGUUGAACAUUGUGUAAAUAAAUAUUAUCAAUCAAUAAAUAUUAUCAAAUAAAAA
Xiphophorus hellerii (green swordtail) is the source of this 4248-nucleotide messenger RNA. RefSeq names its product dopamine receptor D2 like (gene drd2l). Bases 1956 to 3416 code for a protein of 486 amino acids. Gene Ontology annotation, molecular function: dopamine neurotransmitter receptor activity, coupled via Gi/Go; G protein-coupled receptor activity. Gene Ontology annotation, biological process: negative regulation of adenylate cyclase activity; negative regulation of voltage-gated calcium channel activity; adenylate cyclase-inhibiting dopamine receptor signaling pathway. The transcript has 9 exons. Gene Ontology annotation, cellular component: presynaptic membrane; glutamatergic synapse; plasma membrane. The record is from RefSeq and is a predicted model, not a curated record. NCBI's taxonomy places the organism in Eukaryota, Metazoa, Chordata, Actinopteri, Cyprinodontiformes, Poeciliidae.